UCCCUCCCUCCGACGACGACGAGCUGCGCCGACCGGGAGGGGGAAACUCGGACCGGAGAGGAAAUCGUGUUCGUCGGCUGCCAAGUCCGCACGCCGAGACGCGUCCACGACAGCGAAGGGAGCGGACGGUGCGAGGAGACGCAGCGAAGAGCCCGGUAGGAGCGAACACACGGAGGGGGACCGGCUGCCGCGCGACACAGGAGAAGAGCUCAAUUGACAACGGGGGCUUCUUUUUUUUUUUGUCUUGCUGCUUCUAAUUUAUUUUCCUAUUAUCGGCAGAGCGAGUGCUCCGCUCCGCAGCGGGCCACAUCUCGACCGAGAGCUAGCGGAAUGUAAUGCUAGCCCCCGCCAGCUAGUGGUGGCUAGCUAAUUAGCUCCGUCGGGCAUCCAGGAGUCGGGACGUGCGAUCCGCAUUAGAAUCAGGUCGCCGGUCGGCGCCGCUGCACUUUUCUUUUUUAAGGGAGAGAGGGGGGGGGGGAAGAAAAUAUCCCCCAGCUGUUCUUUCGUCCCUAAAGCCCCGGCGGUGCUCGCAAUGGUCCGCCUCGAAUAGCUCGGGUUAAGUUGGACAAUAAACCAGUGCGACAGUCUGAUCCAGUAUCGCACGUCUUGGAGGAAGCCGCGUCCUUUGUGAAUACCGAGCUGCGGACGGAACCGAGAGGGAGAGACAAAGGCACCGACAACAAAAAUACACACAUAUAUAUAUAUAUAUAUAUAUAUAUAUAUAUAUAUACAUAUAUACAUAUAAAAACAACCGACUUUUUGAUUGGCGACUGUCUGCCGUCCAAUGUUAAUGUCGACCGACGUCGCAUCCAUAAUGCUGCCCGUCAGCCGGGGGAUACUGGACCGGGAAAGGGACGUCGACCCGGCGGCCGGACCCCACGCGAGCGCGGCCGGGCUCCCGGCCGCUGUGCGGGGCAUGAAGCGAGGGGACCCGGAGCCCGACGCGCAGGCGGCCGCCGUGCUGACCGACUCGGCCGGGGCGGAGUGCAAGAGAGCCAGGAUCGACGGCACCGGCACCGUCGUCGGGGACAUCGGACAGAACAAUGAGCCGCUAAACCCCGGUUUCCAUGGAUACCCACCUCACAGUCAGGGCUCUCAGGAUUCGACAGGAGGACAGGAGGGUUUGGUAGCCCCACCCUUUGCAGCAUUCCCUCCUCCACCCCCACCUCAAAACGGACUCCCAGUGACGGAGUUCGUCCCCGGGGCCAUGUUUGGUGCUGGGGGCCAAGUUACAGCAGAGGUAGGGGUUGGCGCUAAUGGAGCCGCCACUGCCACCACCAACAAUGGCGGCAACAACGGAAAGACAGACGAGACAUCCCAGGGGGAGGCGGGGGUCCAGUGUGGAGCAGGAGGUGCAGGAGCAGGAGGCUCUGCAGGAGACCCCUCAGAGGCCAAAGGGACCCCCAAACGCCUGCAUGUCUCAAACAUCCCCUUCCGCUUCCGGGACCCAGAUCUCAGGCAGAUGUUUGGGCAAUAUGGGAAGAUUCUGGAUGUAGAGAUUAUUUUCAAUGAGAGGGGUUCAAAGGGUUUUGGCUUUGUGACGUUUGAGACCAGCGCAGAUGCAGAGAACGCCAGGGGAAAGCUCCACGGCACGUUGGUGGAAGGUCGUAAGAUUGAGGUGAAUAACGCCACCGCCAGGGUGAUGACUAACAAGAAAAUGGUCAGCCCUUACCCUAACGGAGAGGCUCUCAGCACGCUGCCUUACGCGGGGUGGAAACUCAGUCCCAUGAUGGGGGCCAUGUACGGACCAGAGCUGUACGCAGUCCCAGGGUUCCCCUACCCUUCAGCAGCAGCAGCCACAAAUGCAGCAGCAGCAGCAGCAGCGUUCCGCGGUGCCCACCUCCGGGGCCGAGGUCGGCCCGUCUACAGCGCCGUGCGUGCUGCUGUGCCUCAGCCCGCCAUCCCUGCCUACCCUGGACUAGUGUUUCAGGACUCAGUCCUUAGUCCCAGAUUGCCUCAGGGAGGCUACCCUGCUGCCGCCGCCGCCGCUGCUGCCGCCUACCGCUACGCUCAGCCCACAGCUGUAACUGGAGCAACUGCUGCGGCUGCCGCCUACAGUGACAGUUAUGGCCGGGUGUACACUACAGACCCCUACCACGCUUUAUCUCCGGCUGCUGCAGCUUAUGGAGUGGGAGCCAUGGCCAGUUUAUACCGGGCAGGAUACAGUAGGUUUGCUCCGUACUAAAACCACCAAUCACACCCAAGGAAUUUCACAUCGCUCCAAAACACUUUUUCAAGCUCUUUGUUUGGCAGGAGCUCCCCUCCAGUUUUCUGCAGGUGGACUAUAGUGGCAACUCAUGUGUUUUUUGGGGUUUUUUGUGUGUUUUUUUCGUCUUUUGUGGCAAGAGAGGUCAUUGCCACAUCAUCAACUCAAAUUCCUUUUCUGUAAACCUCUGUCGGUCGCUCACAUGGAAACAAUGAAAAAAGAAAAACUAUCAGGAGCUUCUCCCACAUGGGAAGCCGGAGCCUACUACUCUGAUCUACGUGGCACAAUUUCUGAUGGUUUUUAGAAACACUACGGGACCUGGAAGGAGAGACACUAUUGUUCCUGUGUGAUCCUCAACACUACAAAGCUUUUUCCUCUGAAUUCUCAGUGAAUCCACUGCCCUGUAAGACCUAAUCUGACCUAUAUUCACAAACUUAAGUAUACACUUUCCUCUAGUUUACAGUUUCCUUUUGUGUUGACGUGCACAGAGUGAUAGUGCUGCCACAGCACAGCGUUACAAAAAACAACAAAAAAAAAGGUACUUAUGGUUUUAAACACUACAUUGAUGUAAAGCUGCGCUCUCGCAGAAGAGACGUCCCUCCGGUUUCACAUUCUGGUAUAAUAAUGACAGAAAUAAACUCUGACCGCUCCAGACAGAAUACGUAGGAAUUAUUCUUGUUAUUUUGUAAAGCUGGAAGGAACCUGGGAGCGUCUGACAGAAACCACUGUUGUCCUGGUAACGGCAAGCUAUGAGCAGAACUACAUGGGAAAAGUCUUUUUUUUUGUCGUUUUCAACAUUUCAAAACUUCCCCCAUAUGUAAAAGGAACUACGCAAAAAAAGAAAACUCAUGUUUAAAAAAAGAAUUUUUAAAAAAGUGUGAAAAGGACAAGGAAAAAAAACAAGUGACAUUGUUUAUUCUGCAUUACCUCAAGUUUUUCUUUGGAUUCUGUUUUGCUGCCAUUGAUAAGAAGUUGCAGAGAGAUGCCAUUUCAUACAUUCAUAUAUAUAAAUAUAUAUGUGUGUGUAUAAUGUGGACGUGUUGUCCAUUACUUUCAGUGACAGAGCCAUUCAUUUAUCCUCACUGCUGGUCUCCACACAUUUCCCUUAUUACUAUAAGUAUAACACUAAGAUGGGCUGAACCCGCGUCAGGUCCGACCCUUGUGUCUGUCCAUGUCGAGGGUUCAGUGCACCCAGUGCCCUCAAAAGGUUCAACCGUGAUCUGCUCCUAGUACUCCUCCCAAAAAAAGGACCUGCUACUUUUCUGUCUACGCCCCCCGAAACCAUCGACAUUCAAGCUGUAGCAGCGAUGCAGGGGAUGAAACGGGUCGGACGGACAAAGAACCGGCGAAAAACAAAUGAACUCGAUUUAGCAGAAGCAGAUUUGAAGCGCGGGAACACAGUUUUCCACACGGGGAACUAAUCAUCUCCCAGUUAGCCAAAUGGGAAUCCCUCCUGGCCAACUGAGAUAUUUAUGCCUACAGGCUUCGGGCAGAGCUGCUGUGUGCGUGUGCGUGUGCGUGUGCGUGUGCGUGUGCGCGUGCGUCUGAUCUCAACUCGGCAGAACAGCAGAUCCCAUCAGAACAACCCAGAUUAGAAAAACAGCGAGGCAAAGUUGAAACUGAGACGUUGCAGUCAUGUGACGGGAGUCAUGAAGUAAUGAGAAGUUUCUAUUUAUAUGCGUUGAUCUCACUCGUAGUCCACGCCAUUUUGUUAUUUUAUAAGAUCCGUCAUCAUGCUCCCUGAGAGCGUUCGCUCUGAAUAAGUUUUAAAGUUCUCUUCGCCGGACUGUCUGAAGGCGUCACGCAAAGACAGCUUAUAGAUCAUGUCUCUGUCCUAUGUAUUUACACCUCCAUAUACUCUUACUAUGUUGUUAUUGAUAUUAUUUGCCUUUUUGGUUCCAAAGAUUUUACUGAAGAAAGCACAUUUUUGGUCCUGAUGUAUUUCUUAUUUUUGUCUUUGUUUUUUUUGCCUUCUACUUAAUGUUAAAUUGUUUAUCUGUGGGUCGAAGCUGUAUUCUUUUUCAGUACCGUGUUGAAACAGCAUGCAGGGAAAUGUCACCGAAGCUCCAAAAAGAGAAAACGUGUAAAAGAUCGCAUGAAUUUUGGGAAUUCUGACAUUAGAUUUGCUCCAGACACUAAUUUAUUGUCUCUUUUUUUUUAUUCAACAAAUGAACACGCUGUAGCUGCAGAGGGGGUUUGCUGCAGACAAGAGAAAUCAGAGCAGAUGGAGUCAUGAGGGAUAUGCAGACAGUCAGAGGGGAACACACGGGGACGUGCUGAAUUGCAUUUGCCGGCGAGGCUAAAUCACGGGCAAAGUAAAUGUGGGAGAAACGCUCCGCACAAUGUGGAAAGGGCCCCGCGGCCCGGCAGCGGCCACCUUUUUGAACAACGCGUGGGCGGUUAGUCGAGGGACGUUGUGAAGGUGAGAAAGCUGAGCCAUUUAUCAUUAGCUGACAGGACAACAACAACAUCCCCUGCUGUCUUUUCUUCUUUAGUUUUUCCCAGGGGGGAUACAGUGCGCUCAGGGUGGAGCGGACAGAGUGAGGAGGCCUAAUGUUGUUUUGUAUGAUUGUGAAAACUGUGUGCAGUAGGUCCAAUAAGUAUUUUCAAUGCGCAUUACCUCUUCUUUUUUAUUUUUUGUCUUAUUCUCCCUUACAAGUAUUAUAAGUGUUGCUAUGCAUGCCUUUUGUGAGAGAGGAAGGGUGUCGGUGAGAGAAUCUUUUCAUUUGUGCAUGAAUUCAAAUCAUAGUGCUGGAGGAGGAGGAGGAGGAGGAGGAGGAGGAGGAGGAGGAGGAGGGGUAGAAAGAACUUGGAUGUUAUGUAAAGCGAGGUGACCGGAGGGAAUCUCCGUAAAGGUCCAGGACGGAGUGUCUGGGUGGGGAGAGGAGGGAUGGGGCAGGGGCCUGCAGUCGCUUUAUGGAAGCUGAUUCGGUCCACUUCAAUUAUCUGGGUUAUCAGCGCGCUGUGCCUCUGCGGUCGCCGUGGUAAUCACCAGUCAUAUCAGAUGUGUAAAGUUUAAUUUGGCGUGUCCCGGACCCCUGGGGGUCGCUUAUAAUAACGGAAGCAAAUCCCAAAUUACAACGACGACGACGACAUUGGGGCCCAUGGAAUGGAACUAUAAAUCCGCCGGAAGCUUGUCUGUUAAAAAAAAUAAAAUAAUAAUGUUUCUACACAGAGACGAGGCUGGUGAAGUGGCUGCGAGGCCGCUGCAGAGAGUUAUGGUGAACCCCGCCCACAGAGAGAUGCUCUACCCCACUCGCCCAGUCAGGAAAAGCUGGUGUCGAGGGGGCGAGGGGGGUGUAAUGGUUAUUGUGCUUGGACUGUGGUGCAGCUGCAGCGACUCCUGUGGCCUGCGUCCGUGUUGUUUUCAUCUGCUCUAAUUGGAGCAAAUCUCAUUUGCGAGGCUGCAAAACGAGCGCAGAGGUGUGCUGGAACGACGCCCAGGAGAAAGUUACCCUCCGCCGCCGCCGAGCCCCGACUCCCUGCACUGUGCUCAAGUCGACCCAGUGGGAGUUUUUUUGUACAGGGAUUUAAAUACAUGGGUUUGAAUUGCAUGUGGAGGCUUUUUUUUUUUUUAAAUGUCACAUGCUCUUAAAAGCUCAUUUAUACCAAGUGAUUCUUUUCAAUAAGUGACAUGGAUUUUUCUCACAAUAAUUUGUUUUUGCCAUCCUUGUGUCUGCCUUCUGUUUAUUCUCUUCAUUAUUAUUGAAUGUAUAUAAUAAAUAAACUGUUUGGUUUUUA
Molecule: messenger RNA, 5947 nt
Organism: Scophthalmus maximus (turbot)
Lineage: Eukaryota; Metazoa; Chordata; Actinopteri; Pleuronectiformes; Scophthalmidae
Product: RNA binding protein fox-1 homolog 2
Exons: 13
Coding region: 785-2185 (466 amino acids)
Biological process (GO): regulation of alternative mRNA splicing, via spliceosome; nervous system development
Cellular component (GO): cytoplasm; nucleus
Molecular function (GO): mRNA binding
Source: RefSeq, a predicted model, not a curated record